Messenger RNA from Lodderomyces elongisporus, 1620 nucleotides. RefSeq lists its product as uncharacterized. Gene Ontology annotation, cellular component: cytoplasm. Lineage: Eukaryota; Fungi; Ascomycota; Pichiomycetes; Serinales; Debaryomycetaceae. Bases 1 to 1620 code for a protein of 539 amino acids. The record is from RefSeq and is a predicted model, not a curated record. Gene Ontology annotation, molecular function: ubiquitin protein ligase activity; zinc ion binding. The transcript has a single exon.
AUGUCUAGCCCCAACAAAGAAUCUCAGAGGAGUGACAGUGACUCCUCCAUCACGGCUGUUGACUAUAUCCAAAAACAGUCAGAGCUUGAAAAAGAAGCAAGAGAGCUCAUGCCAUAUGAGCCAGACAAAUGUACUUAUGAAAUGGGUGAGCUCCGUCAAUCAAUUUACGCUUGUUUAACUUGUUCAAAGGAGAAUGACGAAACUCCAAUUGGGAUUUGCUAUUCUUGUUCAAUCCAUUGCCAUUCUCAACAUGAACUUGUUGAGCUAUUCACUAAACGUUUGUUUGUUUGUGAUUGUGGAACAACACGAAUGUCAAAGACACCAGAUGGGGCAUGUAAGUUAAGGAGGCAAGCAGGAGACGCAGAUUUAAGAGAUAGAAGAAACUUGUCUUCAGUUCCGUCUAUUUCAGCCGCAACAAAUAGUCAACGCCGACAUUCGAGCCUGGUACAAUUGGAGGCAGAGGAUAUACCAAGUAGCUCAAACGUAUACAAUCAGAAUUUUCAUGGUAGAUUUUGUGGGUGCAAACUGCUUUAUAACCCACUUGAGGAAACUGGAAACAUGCUUCAAUGUUACUUUGGAUUCGAGUGUGGGGAAGAUUGGUACCAUGACCAAUGCAUUAUGGGGUUUGCUCCAGAUACAUUUAAAACUAAGGAGAAUACGGAUGGAUCAACGGAAGCUGGUGAGAAUAUGUUAGAUAAAUUGUCUCCAGCAGGGUUGACUGCGGAACAAAAAGAGUAUGCAUUUGAGGGAGCUCCUAAGGACACUUUUGUCGAUACAGUGAAUACAAUUCAAAACAGUGAAGAGAGUAACGGCAAUGAAGUUGAUAAAACUUUUGAAAAGGAAAAAGAAGAAGGCACCAACAAUAAGGAGAAGGAGCAAGAGAAGGAGCAAGAGAAGGAGCAAGAACAAGAGCAAGAGCAGGGGCAAGAACAAGAGCAAGAACAAGAAGAUAUAGAUGACCAGGAAAUGAUUAAAAAGUUGAAAUACUUUCCGCCCUUGAGUUCAUUUGACCAGUUUAUAUGCUGGCAAUGCGUCGCUAAGUUUGCCGCAAUAUUCAAUGAGUUGGAGAAACUUGUACCCCAAAUUGUGCAUGCAAAGUUGCCCAGGUUCGAAGGGGUGAAAACUGUUGAGGAAUGGCAUGAGCUUGCUCAAAAGGAUAACGAGCCUAUGAGAAAAAGGGUCAAAUUAGAGUCACCACCAAAUACCGCUACCACUGAAAAUGAAUACGCAGGUAACACCCAAAACCUUAGCUCGUUAUUCCUUUCAAACGAUUUCAAAGAAAAACUAAAGGAAGUAAUUCCAAAAGUUGACAAGGACUCAAAACUAGCACAAUUUUUACACAAUAACAGCUUUCUUUAUGACGAAGAUCCUAUUUACGAACCACCUAUGGACCUGUCGGAAGAGGAGUGGUCCACAACUGUAUCUUACUUAGACAUGAGUGCAGCCGAUGCAAUGCACUCUUUACCAAGAAAACAGGCAAUAGAAACAAUACAAGGAUACGACAAAAUGAGAGCAAAGUUACGCGAGUUUUUCAAACCAUUUGCAGAGCAAGGGAAAGUUGUUACUGAAGAGGAAGUAAAAAGCUUUUUUGGAACAAUUAAUAAUGGCGACACCAAAUAG